Rotaria sp. Silwood1 is the source of this 330-nucleotide messenger RNA. Lineage: Eukaryota; Metazoa; Rotifera; Eurotatoria; Philodinida; Philodinidae. The record is from the annotation of a GenBank genome assembly.
AUGGUUAUAACCCGUUCACAUUAUCAACAAUUAUUUCAACAAGAAGCAAAACGAUUAACUGAUAUCAAUAUUGAAUUUUCUCCUUAUUCCGAAUUUUCUGUCAAUCACAUUGUUUAUCAUCCAGCAUUUUUAUCAGUUAUGGAAGAGCAAGUUAUGAAUACUUUAGCUAAAGAACAAAUUAGAAAUCUUUCUAAAUAUGGUGGUGCUCCAGAUGAAGAUGUUAUUAAAUGGAUACAAGAUAUAGAAGCAGUAUCGGAUCGAGCACAAUUACAACCAUCAAAUAAAUUUAUUGCCAUACAAUCGUAUCUCACUGAUGCUGCUGAAAAAUGA